Molecule: messenger RNA, 602 nt
Organism: Labrus bergylta (ballan wrasse)
Lineage: Eukaryota; Metazoa; Chordata; Actinopteri; Labriformes; Labridae
Source: RefSeq, a predicted model, not a curated record
UAAAACUGGUCCUGAUUCGCUUUGUGUCGUCAUCCCUGCAGUGGCCGUACAAAGGGCGCCCAAAAGAAAAUUCCUUCCUCUAUGAAAUUGUGUCCAACAAAAAAAACGGCGUUGAUGUGGACAAGUUUGACUACUUGGCCAGGGACUCUUCCUACCUGGGGAUCAAGAACAACUUUGACUUUCAUCGCUUCCUGCAGUUUGCCAGAGUGUGUGAGGUUGAUGGCAGGAAAACUAUCUGCACCAGAGACAAGGAGGAAGACCAUAUGUACGACUUGUUCUAUACAAGACACCGUCUCCACAAAAGAGCCUGUCAGCACAGAGUAAGCCACAUCAUACAAGAAAUGAUUGCAGAGGCUUUUUUGAAAGCAGACGGUCACAUUCAGAUUGAAGGAUCAGGAGGGAGGAUGUUCACUCUCUCUACAGCCAAUGAGGACAUGGAGGCCUACACAAAGCUCACAGACAACGUGUUUGAGGAAAUACUGAAGUCUUCCUGCUCAGAGCUAAAAAAGGCAAGAGAGAUUCUGCAAAACAUCAUCUCUCGAAAGAGCUACAAGUUUGUUGAUGAGAGAAAGCCAAAGGACCCAUCGAGGAUUGGAAAGUAA